UCUUGGUGAGGCUGGAAGGAUGCAGCCAUCCUGUUGUGAUGAAAGGCUUGUGUGCAGAAUGUGGCCAGGACUUGACUCAGAUGCGAAGCAAGAAUGGAAAGCAGAGUGUGCCGUUAUCCACAGCAACUGUGUCCAUGGUUCACAGUGUCCCUGAACUGAAAGUCAGCUCUGAACAAGCAGAGCAGCUUGGAAGAGAAGAUCAACAGCGACUACAUCGAAAUCGAAAGCUGGUGCUCAUGGUAGAUUUGGACCAGACAUUGAUCCACACUACGGAACAGCACUGCCAACAAAUGUCUAAUAAGGGAAUAUUUCAUUUCCAGUUAGGUCGAGGUGAGCCGAUGCUGCAUACUCGUUUGCGUCCUCAUUGUAAGGAAUUCCUGGAAAAAAUUGCCAAGCUGUAUGAAUUGCAUGUUUUUACUUUUGGCAGCAGACUUUACGCGCAUACAAUUGCAGGAUUUUUGGACCCUGAAAAGAAACUUUUUUCCCACCGGAUAUUGUCAAGGGAUGAAUGUAUCGAUCCGUUUUCUAAAACUGGGAACCUUAGAGAUCUCUUCCCGUGUGGGGAUUCCAUGGUUUGCAUCAUUGAUGACAGAGAGGAUGUCUGGAAGUUUGCACCCAACUUGAUAACUGUGAAGAAAUACGUGUACUUUCAGGGCAUAGGAGAUAUUAAUGCACCUCCUGGAUCAAGAGAAAUUCAAAUGAAGAAGAAAGUAAACAACUCUACAAAACCAGAGGCACUGGAAGUGACAUCAGCGAAAGAUGCUGAGGAAAUAAAGAACGUUCUGUGCGUAGAAGAGCAAAGCAAUGGCCUCAAAGCUCCGAAGGACACUUGCACUGCCAAUGGAAGUACUUCUGUAAGCAGGGACACAGCUGACUGGGAUAGGAACUCUCGUGAGACAGUUAAUGCCCAGGACUCCGUAAACGAUAGCACUGAUCACAAAACGGCCAGUGAGGCCACUGACAAUUUGACAAAUACAAAGGAAUCUCGGGUUUUUUCAGAACAAGCUGAUAGAACGGCGACGGAGAAGCAGCAAACCCAGGACAAGGCAACAAACGACUUGGACUUUGAACUGUCUAGCGACAGUGAAAGCGAUGGUGGGUUGGACACCAGAAAGUCGUCCACUUCUGUAUCAGAUAGUGAGAAUGAGGAAAAGAGAAGCUGGAAGAAAUCCAAACAGCCUCUGAAGGAUGAAGGUUUGCAGAAAGGGAGUUGCGCUGACGUGAGCGAGAAGGACAGCCUGGUGAACCAUUCGGGGGACGCACAGCUGCUCCCCGGUGAAAAUAUUCACGACAAAACUGAUCUUGAAGCGCAGGAUGAAAGUGAACAGGAAAGCCUUUGUGACUUAGGGAACGGGUGUGCAGACAAGAAAGAAGCUGAAACAGAGUCUCAGAUCAGCGAGCAGUCUGGAAUUACAAUGGGCGAGUCCUUAGACCAGAGUAUGGAGGAAGAAGAGGAGGAGGAUGAUACCGAUGACGAUGACCACUUAAUAUACCUCGAAGAGAUCCUGGUGCGGGUUCACACUGAUUAUUACACAAAGUAUGAUAAAUACCUGAAAAAAGAGAUUGAGGAAAUUCCAGACAUCAGGAAAAUCGUACCGGAACUGAAAAGUAAAGUGUUGGCGGAUGUAACUAUAAUAUUUAGCGGACUCUACCCAACAAACUUCCCCAUUGAGAAAACACGGGAACACUAUCAUGCCACAGCACUCGGAGCAAAAAUUGUGAAGAAUCUAGUACUUAGUGCUGAUGAUCCUGACAAAGCGACGCAUCUUAUUGCAGCAAGGACAGGCACAGAAAAAGUCCGGCAAGCUCAGGACUGCAAGGACCUCCACGUUGUAAACCCCGACUGGCUGUGGAGCUGCCUGGAGCGCUGGGACAAGGUGGAGGAGCAGCUCUUUCCCCUGAAGGAUGACUACAUCAAAACCCACAGAGAGAACAGCCCUGCCACGUUUCCCGACACGCACAGCGCCUUUCAGACGGCUCUCUUUCACCCGACCCCCAUCCAUCCCAAGUCUCAGCCUGGUCCUGAAGUGCGACUUUACGACCCAAACACCGGGAAGCUGAUCAGGAAAGGAGCCCAGGCCUCCGGCCAGUCGAUGUACAUCCAGUCUCCAGCUCCUCCCAUCACCUUACCCGUCCACGGCGAACACUCGUCCUUCAGGUACCUAAAGCACAGCUAA
Apaloderma vittatum (bar-tailed trogon) is the source of this 2177-nucleotide messenger RNA. It is a transcript of the gene CTDP1, whose product is annotated as CTD (carboxy-terminal domain, RNA polymerase II, polypeptide A) phosphatase, subunit 1. NCBI's taxonomy places the organism in Eukaryota, Metazoa, Chordata, Aves, Trogoniformes, Trogonidae. Bases 39 to 2177 code for a protein of 712 amino acids. Gene Ontology annotation, cellular component: nucleus. The record is from RefSeq and is a predicted model, not a curated record. The transcript is spliced from 9 exons. Gene Ontology annotation, molecular function: RNA polymerase II CTD heptapeptide repeat phosphatase activity.